Molecule: messenger RNA, 2562 nt
Organism: Panicum virgatum (switchgrass)
Lineage: Eukaryota; Viridiplantae; Streptophyta; Magnoliopsida; Poales; Poaceae
Exons: 4
Coding region: 1-2562 (853 amino acids)
Source: RefSeq, a predicted model, not a curated record
AUGGAUAGCUGUCCAACAUGUGGUGAGUCUAGGUGGAAAGAUACUGUGGGUACAGAAAAGGAUGAUCCUGUUGUCACUGGUGGUGGAAAAAAGCUUUUUCCCCGUAAGAUCCUUCGUUAUUUUCCACUUAUUCCUCGUUUGCAAAGAUUGUAUAUGAGAGCAUCAACAUCUUCACUGAUGCGUUGGCACAAGGAAGAACGGGUGCGUGAUGGGAAAAUGCGUCACCCUGCAGACUCAUUGGCAUGGCAGCAUGUGGAUGGCGAGUAUAAGAAUUUUGCAUCGGACCCUCGCAAUGUAAGGCUUGGUCUUGCAGCUGAUGGCUUCAACCCGUUUGGGAUGUUGAAUGUUUCAUAUACUACAUGGCCUGUCAUCCUAAUCCCUUACAACUUGCCUCCGUGGUUGUGUUUGAAACAACCAUACUGGAUGAUGUCUAUGUUGAUACCAGGGCCGAAAUCACCAGAAAUGAAUAUUGAUGUCUAUUUGCAGCCCCUGAUUGAUGAGCUGAAGGAAUUGUGGGUAAAAGGUGUUGAAACAUGGGAUGCGAAGGUAAAGAAGAAUUUUACUCUUCGUGCGCUUCUAAUAAGGACCAUAAAUGAUUUUCCUGCCUAUGCCAUGCUAUCUGGUUGGAGUACGAAAGGAAAGUUUGCAUGUUCAUAUUGCCACAAAGAUACAGACUACUUAUGGUUGAAAUUCGGGUCGAAGCACUGCUACUUGGGUCAUUGGCGGUUUCUACCUCAGAACCAUAGGUGGCGUAGGAACAAAAAAAGCGUCAACAACAAGGUAGAGAUGAGGGAGGCACCUGUGCCAUUGACUGGUCCACAAGUUUUACAACAAUAUGAAAGGUUUGAGCAACCAAAAUUUGGGACAGCCACAAAAAAGAGGAAGCAACGUGAAAAAGAGAGUAGGUGGCACAACUGGAGAAAGAAGAGUAUAUUUUUUGAGCUGCCUUACUGGAAAAAAUUGCUUGUAAGGCAUAAUUUGGAUGUUAUGCACAUCGAGAAAAAUAUCUGUGAGAGCAUAAUUGGGACGUUGCUUGACUUAGAUGGGAAGUGUAAGGAUAGUGACAAGGCACGGCUUGACAUGCAACUUCUUGGGAUAAGGCAGGAUCAACAUCCAGUGCUAGAGAAUGGUCGAUAUACUUUGCCACCAUCACUGUACUCAUUAGGCAAGGAGGAGAAGAUCAUGUUAUGUAGAUUCCUAGAAGGAGUGAGGAUGCCUGAUGGUUAUGCAUCUAAUAUAAAGAGAUGUGUGGAUGUCAAUGGUUGCAAGGUUUCUGGACUGAAAUCACAUGACUAUCAUGUUAUUUUGCAGAAACUGUUACCCUUAGUUGCACACCACAUAUUGCCUGAAGAUGUUGCUAGACCAUUGAUUGAGCUUAGCAGGUUUUUCAAUGCGCUAUGUUCAAAGGAGCUGGUGCAAGGUGACAUUGAAAAACUAAGCACUUCAAUUGCUGAGACUUUAUGUCGGCUUGAGAUGAUAUUUCCACUAGUAUUUUUUGAUAUUAUGAUGCACCUGCCAGUUCAUUUAGCUGAGGAGACUAAAAUUGGAGGACCAGUGUGUUAUCGGUGGAUGUAUCCAAUCGAGAGGUAUCUGCGUACACUUAAAGGAUAUGUUAGAAACAAGGCACAACCAGAAGGCUCAAUAGCUGAGGGAUAUAUCUCAGAGGAGUGCAUGACAUUUUGCUCUCGCUUCCUAGAAGACAUUGACAUGAAGCUGAAUCGCCCAACCCGUCAUGAGAGCAGCGCAGUGAAUGAACCACCAGCUGGGCUUAGCAUAAUUGGGAGCAUCGACUACAGUAAGAAAGGUUGCAAAAUUGAGCAUAUUUCAAGAUUUGACAUGCUGCAGAUGCGGCACUACAUAUUAUCAAACUGUGAUGAGGCAAUUCCAUGGAUUAAUGAGCAUAAGGAGCUGAUGAGAAGAACAAGUGCACAUGGCAUUGAUAAGCGUCAUAGGGAGCAUUUUGUUGGGUGGUUUGAACGUAAGAUGAAGGUAGUUUAUGCAGAAGGGAAGAUUAGUGAUGAGCUAUAUGCCCUUUCUCAGGGUCCACACUACCUGGCUCGUGUUUUCAACAGAUGCUUCAUUCAUGAUUUCCUUUUUCGCACGGCUUCUACAGAGGUCAACUUCACUACACAAAAUUCUGGAGUUUUAGUGAAGGGUGAUGAUAAUAUGGGCAAUAUGGAUUGGUAUGGUGUCCUCAAAAAGAUAAUCACACUAGAUUUCCCUGGAGAAAAUGAAGUCAUUAUGUUUGAGUGUGAUUGGUACGACAUUCCUGCUGCUACUAAGAACAAAAAACCAGAAGAGAAUGAACAACAAGGACAGAUUGAUAUUGACUCACUCGACAUCGGUGUGGAGACCAUGAACAUUUCUACUCAACAUGAAGAGUUGACAAAUUGGACAAGGAAUGACCUCCAAGGAGUGACCGGAGAUGCUAGCAUCAUUGAAACUGCUAUACCUGUGCCAGAACCAAAUGAUGAUGACUUAGUUGAUGAACAUGAUGAUAAUGAUGACACCUACAUCGACGAUGGACAUAUUGCACCUGUUAACUCUUUAGGCCAAGGAUAG